Aureobasidium melanogenum CBS 110374 is the source of this 474-nucleotide messenger RNA. RefSeq lists its product as uncharacterized. The transcript is spliced from 3 exons. The coding region runs from base 1 to 474 and encodes 157 amino acids. Lineage: Eukaryota; Fungi; Ascomycota; Dothideomycetes; Dothideales; Saccotheciaceae. The record is from RefSeq and is a predicted model, not a curated record.
AUGCCUCAACUAGACUAUGAAGACCAAGUUGAAGAAAACCCAUGGCGCCCAGUGCGCAUGGUUUUAUAUAUGCUAUGGACCAUCCAUUUCUUCGUCUGCGCAUUCUCAACAGUUGGGUUUCUUGGAGAAUCCUUUGUGAAACCCUUUGAUCUACAUGUUGCUAUGAAUCUGAUCAGCAUCUUGACGAUAGAUGCAUUAUACGUCCGACAGAUGCAUUUAUACGCUAUGGGCCAACUCGAACCUCGCAAUGCAGCGCAUAUGCACAGUAUUCAAUGUGUGAUGGUCGCAUUAUUGAUGCUGGAGAUCUUUGUGAGAUCAUUGCACGAGAUGUUCGGAUUCCUCGUCUUCUUUUUCUGUGCCAUAUUUGCAUCGACCUUCUUGGUCCAACUCAGUGUGAGCCUUGGAGUGUUGUUCUUCAGCGUCCGCAAGACCGAGCGUAGCAUUCAAUUGCCUGUGCUCAACAACAAGGUCUAA